This is a messenger RNA of Fragaria vesca subsp. vesca, 1780 nucleotides long. RefSeq lists its product as uncharacterized. The coding region runs from base 26 to 982 and encodes 318 amino acids. The record is from RefSeq and is a predicted model, not a curated record. Lineage: Eukaryota; Viridiplantae; Streptophyta; Magnoliopsida; Rosales; Rosaceae. The transcript has 7 exons. Gene Ontology annotation, molecular function: RNA binding.
GCGACCAUCUGUGAGCUCCCUAAACAUGACUCUGGCCGCGCCUGGAUUUUCAAGGACUUCGUUGGUCCGGUUUUGUUGUCUGGCCAAAAAUGUUUUAGGGUCUCUUCCUUGUAUACACAGCCAAAGCUACAGGGUAAUGCCAUGUUUCGUAUUCACAGUCCAUUCUGCAGUGGUGAGAAACUUGCCACCCACCAGAUGCAUGAGUAGGACUUCGUUUGAGCUCGACACCCACAAUGGUGUUGUGCGGUUUUCGAUUGGUAAGCCACCUGAUGAAACUGGUUCCGAUACACAAGAGAACAAGGUAGCUAAACGAGUUACAAUGUCCAAGAAAGCCAAACUCAAUGAACUACGGUUUUAUCGUCUCAAGGCCAAAAAGAAGAUCAACUCUCCAAACCCAGAAGUUAGGAUUAGAUACAAACUCGAAAAGGCGAAACGAAAGGAAGCAUGGUUGAUUGAGAAGUUGAGAAAAUUCCUGGUUCACAAAGCUCCUGCUGAAACACAUGAUCCUGAAAUUUUAACUGAAGAGGAAAAGCAUUAUCUUAAGCGAACUGGUGAGAAGAAGAAGAACUAUGUACCGGUUGGAAGGCGGGGAGUAUUUGGAGGGGUUGUGUUAAAUAUGCAUCUGCAUUGGAAGAAGCAUGAGACAGUGAAGGUUGUUUGCAAACCUUGUAAGCCGGGACAGGUUCAUGAAUAUGCUGAUGAGCUUGCUCGGCUGAGCAAAGGCAUUGUGAUUGACAUCAAAUCUAAUAAUACUAUAAUUUUCUAUCGGGGAAAGAACUAUGUGCAGCCGGAAUUAAUGUCACCGCCAGAUACACUGUCCAAAAAUAAGGCGCUUGAAAAAUAUCGAUAUGAGCAGUCCCUUGAACACACAAGUCAGUUUAUUGAAAAAUUGGAGAAAGAACUAGAGGAAUAUCACCAGCAUCUUGCUCGUUUUAAGAAAGUUAAAGAGGAUACGACACAAGAUUGUUUUAUCAAUAGAUGAUUGGCCCUGGGAAGUUAUAGGUAUGAGCUGUUCAUUGAACAAGCAGACAUUCAACAUGAGAAUAUUUAAUCAGUCAUAAAUUAUUGUUCCAUAUUGUAUGCCAUUUGUAUGACUGCUACUUGCUUGGCUUUAUGAUCCGUAAUAAUUACUGGAGUGUGGUGAAGAUCUUGCUUAUAGCUGCCACCUCUGAUGCACGGAGCAUGGAGUGUUGAAGUGUCCGACACAUCCUGACAUGCCAACACGGCCGGACAUGGUGUCCGACACGUCACAUGGUGUGUCGGAAUAUGUUUGACUUCUUUGACACGUUGACUGACACGGUCCGAGGGUGUUGCUAUUGUUGUUGUUCUCAGGUUCCGCGGUGGUUGGGACAGCGGAGAGUGGGUAAGGAUUGGGAGGGGGUGGUGGCCAGUGAUGUAGAUAACUAGUAUUUUACUAUAUAUACAACCGCUCGCAUCACACUCAUUCGGCCAAGCCCUUGUGAUGUAGAACAGACGGCGAUACAGAUUGAAGAAUUGCAAGUCCAAACCCAGUUUGCUCCAAAUUUGACAUUCGGUGUCUGAUUGCUAAUUAUAAUACAUUUCCGUAAGCGAAAUGGUGAUACGAGUCAAACAUAGGGCUUUGUCCUGAUGUAUGGGCUUUUUCGGCCAUCCGAGUCUGUUUAGGGCCUCAAAAGUCAAAACGCAGAUUUUUUUUUGUUUCGGUAUUUUACUUUUCUAGAUUCUCAAAAAAAAGUAUUUUACUUUUCUAAGUUUGUUUUGGAUUUGAUUUUCUUUGUAAUCCAUGGGCUUUCAAGCUUGG